Linepithema humile (Argentine ant) is the source of this 2369-nucleotide messenger RNA. It is a transcript of the gene Hacl, whose product is annotated as 2-hydroxyacyl-CoA lyase. The record is from RefSeq and is a predicted model, not a curated record. Gene Ontology annotation, biological process: fatty acid alpha-oxidation. Lineage: Eukaryota; Metazoa; Arthropoda; Insecta; Hymenoptera; Formicidae. Gene Ontology annotation, molecular function: thiamine pyrophosphate binding; catalytic activity; magnesium ion binding. Gene Ontology annotation, cellular component: peroxisome.
GAUCCAUAUCCGCAUCGGCAUCCAUCCUGCGAAUGAUAGAUUAAGAAAAAUGUUACAGAAGAUGAAACUGUAAGAAAAUAAAAACUAUAUUCAUGCAGCAAUGGGAUACUUCAUAAAUUGUGCAGUUUAACAUUUGACGAUGUAAGACAAUUUCUGCGAAAAGGAAUCAACAGAGGAAAAUUUUACUUACGUGGAAUCUGAUGAAAAGGAACCAAGGAGAUUCCAAGAAGACAAGAACAUUCAUGAAUUUUCCAAGGAUUAUUACGUUUUACAAUCUGCUCAUUCUUUCGGGAGUUUUGUUAAUCAUUAAUAACUAUUUAAUGACAAACAGAAAUUAUAUGGUUAAGUUUGUGCGUGAUAUGAAUACGCAUAUAUCAGCUUGUUUGCUUAUCAUCAUUUCGUACUGACAUUAUGACGUACAACGGUACAACGGUCGAACAUUCAUUCUCGAUUUGUGAGCUGCAACGAGUGAAUUUUACGUUUCCGACGAACGGCGACAGUGUAUAUACCUGCUAAAUCUAAUUUGCUAAAUUUUCAUACAAAUUUGGACGUCAAAAUGAAGAACGGAAAUCAAGUUUUGGCCGAGGCCUUGAAGGAACAGGGUUUAACGUAUGUCUUUGGGAUCAUGGGCCAUCCUGUGAUAGAUUUGGCUUUAAAUAUGCAAGCCGUCGGCUUGCAAUACUUAGGUUUUAGGAAUGAACAAGCUGCCUGUUAUGCUGCACAAGCUUAUGGAUAUUUAACGAGAAAACCCGCAAUAGUGUUAUGUGUCUCUGGUCCGGGGUUGUUACAUGUUAUUGGCGGUAUGGCGAACGCGCAAGUAAAUUGUUGGCCUGUGCUCGUGUUAGGAGGGUCUUGUCCGGAGGACCACGAAGGGAUUGGCGGAUUCCAAGAAUGGCCACAGGUCGAAGCAAGCAGACCUUAUUGUAAAUAUGCAGCAAGACCGCCGUCAGCUGUGCUCAUACCGACACAUGUUGAAAAGGCUGUGCGACUUGCCACUUAUGGUAGACCAGGCGCCGUUUAUCUUGAUUUACCCGCUACAUUAUUAAAUCAAAAUGUAGACGAGAGUAAAAUAGUUAAGGUUUCACCGUGCCCACCACCGCCACUAUCCUAUCCUGAUACGAAAUUAAUUAAACAAGCAGCAAAUUUAUUGAUAAGAGCGAAGAAACCUUUGGUAAUAGUUGGCAAAGGAGCUGCUUAUAGUCGAGCUGAAGAUCCAGUGAGACAGCUCGUCUAUUCGACGAAUAUGCCUUUCUUACCAACGCCGAUGGGUAAAGGCGUUGUACCUGAUUCGGAUGAGCGUUGUGUUUCUAGUGCGCGAACGUAUGCUUUACAACAUUCCGACGUGAUUUUACUGUUAGGUGCUAGAUUGAAUUGGAUGUUGCACUUUGGACGAUCACCCAGGUUUCAAAGCAAUGUCAAAGUCAUACAGAUAGACUUAUGCGCCGAGGAAUUGCAUAAUUCCGUACCUUCCGCUGUUGCAAUACAAUCCGACAUUGCGCCCGCCACAGAAUAUUUGAUGAACACAUUGAAAACUCAGAAAUGGUGCGUUGAUCGAAACGAUCCGUGGUGGAAGGAUCUUGCAGCAAAAGCUGAGAAGAAUAAGCAACUAGUUCACCGGAUGUCAUUAGAUACCAGUGUGCCUCUGAAUUAUUAUACUGUCUUUAAACACAUUCAAGACGUCUUGCCGAACGAUUGUAUUAUUUGUUCCGAGGGAGCUAAUACAAUGGAUAUCGGACGAACCGUUCUUUUAAAUAAUCUGCCACGCCAUAGACUGGAUGCUGGUACAUUUGGCACUAUGGGCGUAGGACUUGGAUUUGCGAUUGCGGCUGCCCUUUACUGCAAGGAUAACGCACCAAAAAAAAGAGUAAUUUGCGUAGAAGGAGACAGCGCUUUUGGAUUCUCUGGGAUGGAGAUUGAAACCAUGUUUCGAUAUAAACUGCCGGUGAUUAUUAUAAUUGUGAAUAAUAACGGUAUAUAUGGCGGUUUCGAUAGUGAAACUUUUAGACAGAUACAGUCGUCUGGAGAUCCUACACAAGUAACACCUCCAAAUUCAUUGUCAUCCGAAACUCAUUAUGAGAACUUGAUGCAAAUGUUUGGCAAAAAAGGACAUUUUUGCACUACCGUGGAGCACAUUCAACAGGCGUUAAAGCUAUCUCUAAAGGUAAUGGAUAGUCCUAGUAUAAUAAACGUUAUGAUUAAUCCGCAAGCGGAUCGUAAGCAACAGCAAUUCAGUUGGCUAACAGAAUCAAAGUUAUAAAUAUAUGCGAUAUAAGAUUGCUAAAAUCAGUGAAGGUAUAUCUAUAAUUUAAUCUUUUCUAUAAAAUAUAAAUACAUAUAAAUACAUCUAUAAUUUAAUCUUUUCUAUAAAA